Drosophila pseudoobscura is the source of this 1194-nucleotide messenger RNA. RefSeq lists its product as uncharacterized. The coding region runs from base 157 to 1137 and encodes 326 amino acids. NCBI's taxonomy places the organism in Eukaryota, Metazoa, Arthropoda, Insecta, Diptera, Drosophilidae. The transcript has 3 exons. The record is from RefSeq and is a predicted model, not a curated record.
AAGUUCCGGUGUCACAAUCCACUCGUCGGUCGUGUUCAUUCCUCAGUUCUAUUGAAUUUUUCAUAUCGCUCACAUCGUAAAAUAACUCUUUAAAGUAUUUGUUGAAAAUUCAUAAACCAAAUUUGUCGAGCUCAAAUUUCUCCAAUCACAGUUGGAAUGAGCUCGGCGGACACAAAUCCGGUGGCUAUUCCACAGGAUAAUUCCUCACACCCCCCAUCGCCUUGUCCCAAAAAGAUGGCCAAGGCGAUGCAGCAGGCCAAGCUGGUCAAAAGCAAUAAUCAAGAGAUUGAACAGAAGGGAGACAAUGAUCAACACGAAUGUAUCCAGGACGUACUGAAUAUUGGCCCAGGCCAGGGCGCAGGCAAGACGGCCACUCUUCAGGCUCAAAUCGAGAGUUCAUCAGUGCCGAUGGAUAUAAAUUCAAAGGACAAGACUAUCCAGGGCAAGCCCGACAAGGAAACACAGGGUUUCGAAAUUCCGAUUUCCACGGACACAAAGCCCGUAGGUACACCGCAGAUGAUUGAUGCGGCUCUUUGGAAAAAAAGACUGCUACUGAAAAUGUAUUCACAGGCCAUGCAGGACAUUCAGAACGCGGUAAAUGAAGAUCGCCAGGCCAUGGACGGUCAGGACCAAGACGGCAAGACAGAACCAGCAGAAGAGUCGGCAACCAAGACUCCAAUGAAGAUUCAAAUUGGUAUUUCGUCAACUGGGCUACCCCCACCAGCCGAGACUCCUGAUGAGAUUCAUGGCCUCCUUUUGGUGGCCAAGGCAACGAAUCGCAAGGCAAAUACUGGUCAAGUUUAUUAUUGUCUCUGUCGCUGUUGCUGUCAAACUUUCGAUACGCUCAAGAAGAUGAUUAAGACCCAAGUCCAGACAACAAGCGCGGUCCUCAGCUACAAGGAUCUCACGGCCAAGCUGCGCGAUGAGGCCAAGAAGACCGACAUUAAGUUUUGGCUGCCCUUCAAGCCUGCCCGCAAGAAGAAAGUCAUCUCCACUCUGAUCAAAUCGCGCCAGACACCCAACCUUUGGCUGUCGGAUGUGCACAAUGUGAUUGCAGGCUCUGCCAAACAUCGCAAAUGCAAGAAUUUUACUUAUAUCUCCUACGAGAACUGCAGGGAUAAUCCGAAGUAUUUCUAAUUUGAUAGCAUCUACUGUAUGGAGUCUUUUUCCCAAAAUAAAUGAUUGCCCAUCCAG